Molecule: messenger RNA, 1182 nt
Organism: Erpetoichthys calabaricus (reedfish)
Lineage: Eukaryota; Metazoa; Chordata; Cladistia; Polypteriformes; Polypteridae
Product: zona pellucida sperm-binding protein 4-like
Exons: 10
Coding region: 203-1150 (315 amino acids)
Biological process (GO): prevention of polyspermy; binding of sperm to zona pellucida
Cellular component (GO): egg coat
Molecular function (GO): acrosin binding; structural constituent of egg coat
Source: RefSeq, a predicted model, not a curated record
CUGACAGUCCUUUUAUACCACCUCUUUGGGAACACAUGGAGAGGUGCAGCUGAAGUGUCCUGUUUGUGACCUUGUCUUCCAUCAGGGAUGUGACUUGCCCAGGAAAAAGCAAGUCCAGUGUGGUCGAUUUGGCAUAGCCCCAAGUGUUUGUCAUUCCAAAGGUUGCUGUGUGGAUCCCAAAACCUCUCACUGUUACUAUCCUAUGGACACAUGCACCAUUGACAGGCACUUCGUGUUUGUGGUCUAUCGAACCUCCUCCAAACCAGAUGUGGACCCUGGCAGCCUGUAUGUUUCUAAUCACUCGUGUGCACCUGUGAUCUGCACCCCAGACUUUGCCAUUUUCAAGAUUCCUCUGACUGGGUGUGGUACUCACAAAUUUGUGAUUGGGGAGACUUCCAUCUACUUGGCAGAUGUGUUUGGGAAAAGGUACAAGAAUCGUCAAAUGUACGGCCAAAUCCUGAGACAUGCCCCUUACCACUCCCAAAUUGAAUGCCGCUACUCAAAAGGGACACAUGCCAGCACUGGCUACAUGGUGGUGAAUAGUCCUGCUCUACCAGAUGUCGUCUCUUCUGGAGCAUUGGGAGUAGUUCUGAGAAUUGCUAAAGAUGACAGCUACACCACCUUCUUCCCAGACACACAAAUUCCCCUCAGAUAUUUGUUGGGAAGCAAGAUCUUCCUGGAAGUGAAAAUAGUAAACCCACCUACUCCAGAGGUGGUGCUGUUGGUGCACUACUGCAUUGCAUAUCCCAGGUCUUCAGAGAACGUCUGGGUGCUGAUGUACAAUGGCUGUCCAAAUGCCCUGGAUUAUGGUACUGGCCUUCAUCUGAAGGACCACAACUGGCAGCCUGUGCCAAAGCAUAUCAGACGCUUUGAUAUAACAACAUUCCAGUUUAUGGAUGCCAAAGAGAAUCUUCUAGAUGAGGAGAUUUACUUCAUGUGCUCAACAGAGAUUUGUUCACAUAAAGAAUCGUGUGUUGAAGGCUGCUUUGAUGGAAGACAAAUGACAGUUCCUCAGUCAGAAUGGGGAAGGCUUUGUGCUGGCAAACCCUGUCCUAGGCAGCUUCGUGUAGAAAGAGCCAUAGCAGACCAUGGAAGCCUCCUCUGGAGAGAUGCUCCUAGCAAAGAGGCAAAACUGAAGCAAAGUUCCUGAAGUAAGCCGUUAUGGGCUGUUUGUCAAAGUAC